This is a messenger RNA of Neopelma chrysocephalum (saffron-crested tyrant-manakin), 1133 nucleotides long. It is a transcript of the gene SP6, whose product is annotated as Sp6 transcription factor. The transcript has a single exon. Gene Ontology annotation, molecular function: RNA polymerase II cis-regulatory region sequence-specific DNA binding; DNA-binding transcription factor activity, RNA polymerase II-specific. The coding region runs from base 1 to 1107 and encodes 368 amino acids. Lineage: Eukaryota; Metazoa; Chordata; Aves; Passeriformes; Pipridae. The record is from RefSeq and is a predicted model, not a curated record. Gene Ontology annotation, biological process: regulation of transcription by RNA polymerase II.
AUGCUGACGGCGGUCUGCGGCUCCCUGGGAUCCCAGCCCUCGGACGCGCCCCGCGCCUCCCCGACCCACCUGGACCUGCAGCCGCUCCAGCCCUUCCAGCCGCACGCCCCCGCCGCCCCGGGAGCCCCCGACUUCGCCUCCCCGCUGCCCCCGCCGGAGCUGCCGCUGCCGGGGCCCGACGACUCCGCCUUCGCCGCCCCCGGCGCCUACGAGCCCCAUGGCCCCCCGAGGUUAGAGCUGCCCCCCGACGGCCCCGCCGCCCCCGGCGCCUACGCCAAGCUGCUGCCGGCCCCCCCGGACAUGGCGCACCCCUACGAGCCCUGGUUUCGGCCCCCCCACCCCGGCGCCCCCGGCGAGGAAGGAGGGGGCGUCAACUGGUGGGACCUCCACGCCGGGGCCAGCUGGAUGGAGCUGCCCCCCGGGCAGGGCGGGGGGCUGCAGGUGCCCGCGCACCCGGGGCUGCCGCCGGCCCUGGGCGGGUACGGCCCCGGGGGGGAGCACCAGCUCUGCGCGCCCCCCGCCCACCUCCUGCCGCCGCCGGCGCAGCAUCUCCUGGGCGCCGAGGGGGCGAAGGCGCUGGAGGGUCCCCCGGAGCCGCAGGCGGAGGGCGGGGGGCGUCCCAAAGGCGCCCGGCGGGCCGUGCCCAGGGGCGGGGGGCAGGCGGCGUGUCGCUGCCCCAACUGCCAGGAGGCCGAGAGGGGCGGCCCGUGCCCCGAGGGGGCGAAGCGCAAGCACCUGCACAACUGCCACAUCCCGGGCUGCGGGAAGGCGUACGCCAAGACCUCCCACCUGAAAGCCCACCUGCGCUGGCACAGCGGCGACCGGCCCUUCGUGUGCAACUGGCUCUUCUGCGGCAAGCGCUUCACCCGCUCCGACGAGCUGCAGCGGCACCUCCAGACCCACACCGGCGCCAAGAAGUUCGCCUGCCCCGUCUGCGGCCGCGUCUUCAUGCGCAGCGACCACCUGGGCAAGCACAUGAAGACCCACGACGGGGGCAAGGACGGGGGCGAGCCCGACGGCGGGAAGGGCGCCGGGGACCCGUCGGCCGCCAAGGGAGGAGGCAAGAGGGAGCCCGAGGGGGGCAACGCCGCCGCCCCCACAAACUGAGCCGCUGAGCCCCGGGGGGGGGGGGC